AUGAUAACAUCAACAGUCCCAAGAUGGCCUAUUAUCCCCGCCGAUGAGGACCAUCUCCAACUUUACCGCACGUCGAAGAUGGAAAUGGCUUGCCGCUUCAGCAAGGAUCAUUUCGACAAGGGUGGCCUAUGCGAUUGCAACAGGACCAACAUGGAGCCGGAGCUACACAAUAUUGCCGUAGCAAUGCGACAGACUGUUGCUCGAACCUAUCUUUACCCCAGAGAAGGCACAUAUCCUACUCCAGUGCUCGUUGGAGAUAAAAUAGUCUACGUCAACGAACAAAAGAAGGAAUACGCGUGGGACGAUCCGGUGAACGCAGGCCACACUUUACGCGAUGAAGCAAUGGCGAAGAUGGCAGGGCAGCCUGACUUGAGCCAGCUUAAUCACCUGAAGCGGCCGACGUCGGUCGGUGAAAUCCAGGUCAUCCCCUUUUUUAUGGACAUUUGGGACAACGACAAAGCGCACAUAAUAAUGAGCCAAAGCAUGGAACAUGAUUGGAACAUGAAAGAAGGCGGCAUCGAAGCAUGGUACGAAAAGUUUCUCGGCCACUACGGGAACGAAUAUGACUCUGUCAAGGAGAUCGAGUUGAAUUUCCGUAUGCGUCUCAUCAACACAGCAAAGAACUUGGUAAUCAACGACUGUGGCCUUACGUUCCUGCGCAUGUUUCAAGUCAUGCGCAUAUUCAAGAACAUCUUAUUCUUCGAAAUGGAGGAUUGGGGCAAAGAUCCUCAGCUCACGCCGGCCUGCGCGAACAAGCUUGCUGAACUCUGCAGGCAAGGCGCACGCCCGAUGUCCGAAAGGAAACUACUUUUCGGCGAACCUGUGGGAUUUGGCGGUGAUGCCUGGUUCGACCAGCUGCGGAUGCUAGGGAUGCAUCAUUAUUUCCACCGAAACCGCUCGCUUCAUCGGGAAGACGAGUUUGCGAGCGCGGCGGCGAUACAAAAUACUGUGAUACCUUUGUCAGAGGAGGAAAUCGCUGCGCUUUCAGAUGAGGACAGGGAGUGUGCUAUCUGUGAAGAGGAGAUGGGAUGGCCUUUGGAAGGCCAUGCGGCGAUGCGAAUCAAAUGCCCUUCUAGGCACCGGGUUGGCAUGAACUGUUGGAUGAAAACUUGUCGACUGAAACGGCUUUCAGAGAGAGGCCGAGACAUAAAUUGCCACUCCUGUGCUGACUUCAAGGUGGGGGAGUGGCAUGCGGUCGAACCACGAGAUCGGGUUUUCGCCGUAGAUGUCAGAGAUGGUUAUUUUGACGAGAAGGCUCAGCUGGAGUGGGCGAUGUACCGCACCGUCUACCGAGAUGAAGUCAUGGAGCCCCAGGCCAUUAUCUUUGACUCAUAUACUUUAGGCUGGGGUGGAUAUCCUACUCGUAAAGAUCAUCGAGAUGUCUCUGAUGAGUCGUAUUGUACGGCUGUUGAGGCGGCUCACCUUCACGGCGAUGCUUGGCGGCAAAGCAUGCGUCCAUGGAAUCCAGCACCGGAAGGAGUUUAG
Colletotrichum siamense is the source of this 1485-nucleotide messenger RNA. RefSeq lists its product as uncharacterized. The coding region runs from base 1 to 1485 and encodes 494 amino acids. Lineage: Eukaryota; Fungi; Ascomycota; Sordariomycetes; Glomerellales; Glomerellaceae. The record is from RefSeq and is a predicted model, not a curated record. The transcript has a single exon.